Messenger RNA from Hirsutella rhossiliensis, 999 nucleotides. Its product is annotated as DNA polymerase III, delta subunit domain-containing protein. The record is from RefSeq and is a predicted model, not a curated record. Gene Ontology annotation, molecular function: DNA clamp loader activity; ATP hydrolysis activity; DNA binding. Gene Ontology annotation, biological process: DNA repair; DNA-templated DNA replication. The transcript has 4 exons. Bases 1 to 999 code for a protein of 332 amino acids. Gene Ontology annotation, cellular component: DNA replication factor C complex; Ctf18 RFC-like complex; Elg1 RFC-like complex. NCBI's taxonomy places the organism in Eukaryota, Fungi, Ascomycota, Sordariomycetes, Hypocreales, Ophiocordycipitaceae.
AUGGCCCUCAUCGUCGACAAGCACAGGCCCCGGUCAAUCGAAGCCUUGAGCUAUCAUCAUGAGUUGUCGGAGAGACUCCAAUCGCUGGCGCAAAGCGGUGACUUUCCCCAUCUUCUUGUGUACGGCCCCUCGGGUGCCGGCAAGAAGACCAGGGUAGUUGCAACGUUGAAGGAGCUGUAUGGUCCCGGGGUGGAGAAGAUCAAGGUCGACGCUCGCGUGUUCCAGACGACGAGUAAUCGGAAGCUCGAGUUCAAUAUCGUCGCCUCCGUCUAUCAUCUCGAAAUCACGCCGUCCGACGUGGGAAACUAUGACAGGGUAGUGGUACAAGACCUGCUGAAGGAAGUCGCGCAGACGCAGCAGGUCGAUCAGUCUGCCAAGCAGCGGUUCAAGGUGGUCGUGAUCAACGAGGCGGAUCAGCUCACGCGAGACGCGCAGGCCGCGCUGCGCCGGACCAUGGAGAAGUACUCGCCCAACUUGCGGCUGAUCCUUUUGGCAAACUCGACAUCCAACAUCAUCGCGCCCAUCCGCUCGAGAACACUGCUGGUCAGAGUCGCGGCGCCGACGCACGAAGAGAUCUGCGACGUGCUGGCGCAAUCGGCCAGAAAGGAGAACUGGGAGGUUCUUAAGGGCCUGCAUGAGCGAAUUGCGGUCGAGAGCGGAAGGAAUCUGCGGAGGGCGCUUCUCAUGUACGAGGCCGUCCAUGCACAAAACGACAAGGUGACCGAGAACACAGCCAUCCCGCCUGCGGACUGGGAGGCUCUCAUCGGGCAGAUAGCAAAGGAAAUCAUGGAGGAGCACACCCCGGCGAGGAUCCUGCAGACCCUGACAUUCAAGCUGCUUGCCAUGAUUGACGAUGGAUUGAAGGGUGAGGUGGUUCAAUGGUCCGCCUUCUACGAGCACCGAAUCAGGACGGGAACCAAGGUGAUUUUUCAUCUCGAGGCAUUUGUGGCCAAGUUCAUGCGGAUAUUCGAGAUGUACCUGAUGAGCAUGGAUAUGUAA